UGAAAGGGUCUUGUGCUCAAAAGUCGUGUAGUAACGGUGGAUUCUGUGAUGGACAUGAAGACACAAGGAAGUGUUUUUGCCGAGUGGGGUUCUCUGGUGAUAGCUGUUCUACUGAGUUUGGUAUCCCCCAAGAGAUGCAUACACAGAAUAUACAAUAUCCUCUGCUUGGAAAUGUACUUCUACCAAAAAGAAUGAAUUGUCCUUUGAAUGAGGAGUGUCAAAUACAGCUUCUAAUUACUGGAAAAACGGGAUUUUACAUUACUACUAGCACUGACUCUACAAGUGUAGCGGUCAAGGAAAUAAAGGAAGCUCGUGUAUCUAAGGAUUUCCUCGCUACAAUAACAGUUGUCAACAAGAAAACUGGCUCUCAUCAGCUCUGUGUGGGCAUUUCUCCUGAUAGAUACAGUAUCGAAACAGACAAAGUUUGUUGCAGUAUCUCCACCCAGAACACAGAUUAUAUUACCUGUGAGGACGUCUCCGUUGACGACUGCAGCGAUCCAGCAGCGCUCAAUAAUAUUUGCUCAGAUCCAACCACGGCUACAUUCUGUAGAAAAUCCUGCAAUCUCUGUCACAACAUACCUACAACUUUGAAAAAUACUGACAAGGUAUGA
Saccostrea cuccullata (small rock oyster) is the source of this 611-nucleotide messenger RNA. RefSeq lists its product as uncharacterized. The record is from RefSeq and is a predicted model, not a curated record. Lineage: Eukaryota; Metazoa; Mollusca; Bivalvia; Ostreida; Ostreidae. The annotation marks the transcript as partial. The transcript is spliced from 7 exons.